GAUAUCAUUCAUUCGGAAAAUUUGGAAAGUACUUUUUGGUUGGCAUCUUUAAUAAUGCGAUUCUCUUGGGAGUUCCAAUACUAUUCCUCAUACUCUCCGGGCAAAAUCUGGACAUUAUAUUUAAAUAUUAUCUAAAUGUUCAAUGGGGGGUACGCGCAUGGACUUGUAUUUCCGCGACAUUGGUGGCCGUACCUUUUAUACUCAUAAAAUCCAUGAAAGAGAUAGUUCUGUUGAGUUUUUUCGGAGCUUUUUCCACGUUCAUUUGUGUCAUUGCCAUUGUGGUGCUUUCUUUUGAGGACCUCCCUAAUAUCUAUGAGUCCUCAGAUCCGCCUACUCAUAACUUGAUAUCAUUUGCUGAAUUUCCCAUCGCGUUAGCUACCAUUUCUUUUUCGUAUGGUGGCAACAGCGUUUUCCCUCAUAUUGAAGAAAGUAUGGACCGACGAAAAGACUGGAACAAAGUUGUCGCUGCAGCUAUGGCUACAUGUGCAUUCAUGUACACGUUGGUCUCCUUCGCGGGAUACUAUGUUUAUGGAGAUAAUUCCUUUAGUCCUAUUUUCAGAAAUUUACCCCAAGGGCCACUGUUGAUUAUAGCAUCCUUGCUAAUUACCAUUCACGUGCUCUUGACGGCGCCAAUUCUUUUAACAUCCUUCGCUACCGAUAUGGAGAGAAUUCUGAAGAUUACGUGCGAAGACCAUUCUCGCGUUGCUGAGUUCCUCUUACGUGUGGCAUUUCGUUCUUCCCUAAUUGUCAUUACCACUGCUGCUGCCGUUUUCGUUCCUUUCUUUGGGGACCUAAUGGCACUCCUAGGUGCUCUGGCAGUAUGCCUCCUCGUAUUUGUUCUUCCAGUGGUGUUUUAUGUGAAACUAUAUGGAUUUGAAAAGAUAUCUUAUCUAGAGUUAAUAUGGGGCGGAUUUGUGAUAUUGAUUGGGACGAUCUGUUGUGUGAUCGGAACUGUUGAAGCACUCCGAGACUUAGAAAAAGAUUUUCACGAGUUGUCAAACUAA
This is a messenger RNA of Acaulospora colombiana, 1004 nucleotides long. The record is from the annotation of a GenBank genome assembly. Lineage: Eukaryota; Fungi; Glomeromycota; Glomeromycetes; Diversisporales; Acaulosporaceae.